Molecule: messenger RNA, 1476 nt
Organism: Elephantulus edwardii (Cape elephant shrew)
Lineage: Eukaryota; Metazoa; Chordata; Mammalia; Macroscelidea; Macroscelididae
Gene: AMZ1
Product: archaelysin family metallopeptidase 1
Exons: 6
Coding region: 1-1476 (491 amino acids)
Biological process (GO): proteolysis
Molecular function (GO): metallopeptidase activity
Source: RefSeq, a predicted model, not a curated record
AUGCUGCAGUGUAGGCCGGCCCAGGAGUUCAGCUUCGGCCCCCGCGCUCUCAAAGAUGCACUGGUGUCCACUGACACGGCCCUGCGCCAGCUCUAUGCCACAGCCCUCUCGCCCACUGAGCGGCUCUUCCUAGCCGAGGCCUAUGACCCCCAGGCUGCCCUCUUCUGUCCACUGCGCAUCCAUGCAGCCUCCGACUGGCUCCUGAGCCGCCCUGAGCCCCCCGAGGACUUCCAGACCUUCUACCAGGCCUUGCAGCACCAGAGGCCCAGCCAGGGCAGGAAGCAUAUCUACCUACAGCCCAUAGAUCUGAGUGAGGACCUGGUGGGAUGGCCCCUGCUGGACAGGAUGCGGAGCUAUGCUGAGGCCUUCUUUCUGGGCCUGAGGGUCAAGUGCCUCCCGCCUCUGACCGCUGUGUCUGUCCACUGCUCCUCGCGGCCCAGGCGGGACUUGGACCAGCUCCAGUUCUACACAGAUGACCUCCUGUCCUUCCUGAAGUGUCACAAGCCGGACGACGCGCUCUGUGUGCUGGGCCUCACGCUGUCCGACCUGUACCCCCAAGACAGCUGGAGCUUUACCUUCAGCAAGUCCCUCCCCGGGCAUGACGUGGGUGUCUGCAGCUUUGCCCGGUUCUCUGGGGAGUUCCUGCUGCCAAAGCCCGGUGGCUCUGACCCUGACCCUGUGGAGGUGACAGCGGAUGACCCUGAGGCCCCUGUACUAGAGAGGAGCUGGGCGCAGGGCUUCAGCCUCCUGGGUGUGAUCCAGUGCUGUAAGGUCAUGUGUCAUGAGCUGUGCCACCUGCUGGGCCUGGGGAGCUGCCGUUGGCUGGGCUGUGUUAUGCAGGGUGCCCUCAGCGUGGACGAGGCCGUGCGGCGGCCCCCCGACCUCUGCCCCAUCUGCCUACGAAAGCUGCAGUACCUCCUGGGCUUCCGCCUCCUCGACAGGUACAAGGAGCUUCACGUGUGGACUCAGGCCUUGGCGGGGACCGGACCCAGCUGGGAGGCAGCUGAGUGUUCAGGGUCAGAGGACACGCUGCCCCUCAGUGCAGACUCAGGACUCGGUGGCGAGAACGACUCGGAGGCCCUGACCAGCGUGUCAGACCCUCUGACCCCUGAUGUGGGGGCACCCGAGCUGGAGCCAGGGGAGGGGAUGAGCCCCCCGGUGGACCUGGGGGGCCAGCCUGAAGAGGCCGUCCAGGAGCAGAUGCUGUGGUUAGUCACCUGCAUCCAGGCCCUGGAGCGGGACGUAUCAGAGGAGGAACUGGCCCAGCUGGAUGGGACAGUGGAUGCGAUGCCCCGGUGGGAACUGUUCACAGGGCAGCACCCCACCCCCCAGCAGGCCCCACCCAGCACCCAGGACAGUGUGGGGCUGCGGAAGGCCUUGGGGAACACGUUGUCCUCCUGGAGGAGAAAGCUGGGCUCCUUGAGGCUGGCCAAGGCCGAGGUGCUCUCCAGACAUUGGCGGCAGGAGAAGGAUUAG